AUGGAUCCAGCUCGCACUCGACUGAAGAAGUCUGCUAUACCUACGGUCCCAGUGCACAAAGAUGGACUCAAGUUUCUUGCGUCACAGGAGGCGCGCGGUCUUCCUGAGCAAUGUCAAGACCACGACUACGCAAGCCCGCUUCAAGAGGCAACAUUGCAUCUUGACACAGGAGCAUGCCAUGACCCUACAGCACAGUCGUCAGGACUUGCCUUAGACCAUUCGGUGGAAACUUCAAUAUACCAUAAUCCUGGGCGAGCUGACAAUGAUGCAAUGGACACUGAUUCUGAGGCAUACCGGGCAUCCAAGGAGGUUGACGGCGAUUCAUCAGUUUCCAUUCCGGCUCAAGUCAUAAUGCCGAUAUGCAAAAAUAGUUCAGCCACUGAGAGCUAUCCGACAUCAGACGUUGAGGUAGUAGUGGAAUGCACAGUAUUGAACUACGGUAUUGAUGAUGGCGCUGCCAGUUCAACUGGUUCCACUUCGCAACCAGUCGACCCCCAGGAGGUCAAUGGUACAAGCUCCAACAUAUCUACAACCACAGACGGAGUCUCAGAAGGUGCAGCAGAUACAAGCUCCAACAUAACUAUUCCCACAGAUUCAGCCCAGGAAGGUGCAUCAGCUAUGGAUGUGAGCACUGUCAUUCUCCCACAAAGAGACUCAACACGGGCCACUUCUCAAAACAAGAGAGGAGCAAAGAAGCGGAAGUACUCGCCCCAGACAGAAAGACGAAUAGCAAGACUGCAAGAGAAAGUCAACAGGUACCGAAAGGCCCUGAACAGACUCAAAGCCAAGGAACAGCGGACCAAUGUCACAAAGGAGGACUCUCUACGUGUGCUCAAGGGGUUUGUCCCCAGUGCUGUCUAUACUCUGCUAUGCUCUCAGGUGGCCCUAUGUUCUGUAAAAAAACAAGGAAGAAGAUGGUCCGAAGAAAUGCAGAAAUUUGCACUCAAGUUAUAUUUUCAUGGUCCCAGAGCAUACAGGUUUCUUGCCUGUGUGAUGACGCUGCCCUGUGUCAGGACAAUAAGAAGGUGGCUGUCACGUAUCCGCAUGAAGCCUGGCAUCAUUCCUGGCGUCAUUCAAAUCAUUCAAAAGGCAACAGAACACUGGGCUAGACGUGAAAAAGCCUGCUGCAUUCUGUUGGAUGAAAUGUCCCUCAGCAAAGUUCUUCAUUAUGACCCAGGAGAGGACAUUAUAGUAGGAUUUGCUGAUGAUGGCACAGAGAGGACACCACGGAUUGCAAACGUCGCCUUGGUAAUGUUGUUGUCUGGGAUAUCACGACAGUGGGUACAGCCAGUUGCCUACACCGUUGCUUGCAAUGCUACAGGAGCAGAAACUAUGCAGAGGCUCUUGCUGGAGUUAAUUGUCAGGUUGAGGGAAGUGGAUGUUUGGGUGAAGGCCGUGAUAUGUGACCAAGGCGCAAAAAAUGUCUCCCUCGCUAGUCGUCUCAACAUCACUGCUGAGAGUCCUUUCUUCUCAGUCAAUGGUGAAAACGUAUUCUUUCUAUUCGACACACCACAUCUACUCAAGUGUGUGCGGAACAAUCUCCGAGCCCAUCAGCUGGAAAUAGACGGAGAUAUCAUUGACUGGUCAUACAUUGUUUCACUGCACAAAAGCUCGCACCCUCUACGUCCCAAGCUUGCACCCAACUUGACAGACAAACAUGUCUACAAAUCUGCAUUUGCAGAUAUGAACGUCAAGAGAGCAGCGCAGGUCAUGAGCUUUACUGUAUCAGUGGCCAUUCUAGUUCUGAUAUCUUUGAACGAAAUCCCAGCCACAGCAAAGCCAACAGCGGAGUUCCUCGAGAGGAUGGAUGUACUCUUCGACUGCAUGAAUAGCUCCUCGGUGAGAAAGACUGGACAAAAGAAGAGAUACGCACUAUCUCAGACGUCGGAACACAUUGCUCUCCUCGAGGAAUAUCUGCAGUAUAUAGCGAAAUGGAAAUUCAGAAGCCCACGGCAGCCACACACAAUUGAAGGCUGGCAGAUCUCCAUCAAAGCAGUUCUCCUCCUGUGGGAAGAUCUCCACAAGAACUUCUCCUUUCCGUACUUACUGACACGGCGACUUCAACAGGAUCCAUUGGAGAACCUGUUCGGAAUACUGCGUCAGCAACACGGGUGCAAUGAUAACCCAAAUGUUUUCCAGUUCACCGCCGGACUGAAACACAUCUGGGCUGCCAAGUUGAUGAGAUUAUCAAAAGAAGGGAACUGCGAAGACGACACUUCACUUUUUUUGUCCGAACUUGGAGCUGCGACCACUGCGACAGCUUCGGCUGAAGAUGCGAUACCUGCCAGUACGGAGGUGCCACAGCUUGGUGAAGGUUCAAAUCCUCUGAAUGUUGCCGGGGACAAUGCUUGCAUUGUUGAUGAAAAUGUGAUUUACUACCUUGCUGGGAUCAUUGUAAAGGACUUUCUUGCUGAGAAACCGGAAAACUGUGCGUGUGAGCGUUUUUUAAAGCCAGAGGACAGUGAGAUGUUGGCUGGUACACAUCAGUUUCUGGCCAUGCUCAGAGCAAACGAUGUACCCGGGGAGGUAUUUGGUGACGUCACAAUACCUUCUGCGAACUGCUUUGAGCUCAUUGAGAGGAUGGAGGAGAUGUUUGUCGACCUGAUUGGGUCAGCUGCACAUCUUCCACAUAUCUGUAAAUACCUGUGUACAGCACUGACUCUCGAAACUGAUAUAUUCUGCAGCUCUGUGUGUCAGGACAAAUUUGUAAAAAUGUUUACUCUUAAGAGACUAAAAUGGCAUCUCCGGUUUGUGAACCGUUCCUUGAAGGCGCAACGGUCAAGGUACUCUUCAGCAGCACGCAAGAUGCGAAAGCUUUCCUCUGCACGCAGGACUGCAGGUGGUCAAUACAAAGAUGGUGCUGCUGGAAGUGUAGACGGAGUGUAAGCGGACUGAGCUGCUGCUUUUUUAAAAACAUCUGUUAACUUCAUUUCAGGGGUAUUACAAGCUGUUUCCCUCGUUUCUCGUGCUUUCUGCAUGAGAGAACUGAUGUUCUGAGGCUGCAACAACAUAGAAAGGACAAACACAUACAAAGCCUCAAAUUGCCUAAGAAAUUAACGAUGAAAGAUGGAAGUCACUGAAAAGGUUAGCCAUCUGUAG
Molecule: messenger RNA, 3099 nt
Organism: Ornithodoros turicata
Lineage: Eukaryota; Metazoa; Arthropoda; Arachnida; Ixodida; Argasidae
Exons: 7
Coding region: 1-2886 (961 amino acids)
Source: RefSeq, a predicted model, not a curated record